Manihot esculenta (cassava) is the source of this 3051-nucleotide messenger RNA. RefSeq lists its product as uncharacterized. NCBI's taxonomy places the organism in Eukaryota, Viridiplantae, Streptophyta, Magnoliopsida, Malpighiales, Euphorbiaceae. The record is from RefSeq and is a predicted model, not a curated record. Bases 1726 to 2931 code for a protein of 401 amino acids. The transcript has 3 exons.
GCGGGGCAGGCGCGCAAGGCAGGCGCGUGCUGGGAGCGCAGGCGGGCGCGCGCGAGGAUCGGGCUGUCGCUGGUUGGCCUACGGAGUUGGUUGGCCUACAGCGAUGGUUGGCCUGCGGAGCUAGGCAGAGUGAGGUUCGAAUCUGCCAGCGACGGGAAGGCUCGGGGACGUGCUGGAAGGCGCGGGAAGGUUCCAGAAUCAUCGGGGGCGCGCGAGAAGGUGCCAGGAGGGUCUGGUUGGCCAACGAAAAUUCCAGGGGAGUCUGGUUGGCCUACGAAAAUUCCAGAAGGCACCAGAACGGGCCAGUGGCGCCCAGAACAGGCUGGAACAGCCCAGAAGCUUCCAGAAAUCUGCAGGGGCAGCAGAUUUCUCACCAGCAGCAGGGGGUCCACGAGCUGGUUGGCCAGCAGAAUCCAGAAGCUUCCCAGGGGUGUGAAAUUACCAUUUAGUCCCUGAAACUUCUGGAAGGCAAAUUCUGGCCACACAUUUGGGAGGGCUUUUCCACCACAAAUUGAGGAGGUGGACAGCCUAUAAAUAGGGGUGCUGGGGCAUUUGUUCAGCACCAUACCAAGAGCUUUGAGAGCCAUCAUUGAGAGCUAUUUGAGAGCACUCUCUUGUACACAAGUGAGGCAAUCUUGUGUGAGAGUUUGAGAGCACUUGUGCAUAGCUUGAGGUUGUACUCCCACAACAUAUUUAAUAGAGUGUUUUGGCUAUUGUUUGCCAACUCUUUGGCUUGUUCUUUCUAAGCUUCCGCUACACACAUCUCUAUUGCCUAAGUUGGCAUAUUUGGGUAAGGCUGACUAGUAUUCUCAAGCUUGGGGUGAGUUUACUAGUGCCGCACGGGUGCUUUAAGUGGGGUGAAGCAUUGUGCCCGUGACAGUUGGUAUCAGAGCUAGUUGAGCCUGAUUCAGCCUAUUCCUGCUACAAGCUUCUCUUGGGGAAGUGAAGUCUGUAUCAUAGCCGCGUUGGGAAAACACUCUUAGUUGGGUGAAGUGGGAAUCAUCUCCACCGAAGUGAGGGGUCUUUGGUGAAGAUAAGCAAGCUAUUUGGAUAGCGUUCUUGCCGAAGGGUCGUGCUAGCGAGUUCGUGCAAGCGGGGGAAAGCGCUAUUCGUUGUACAAGUGUCAAGAAUGUCUGGCAGCAGUGGUAUGGAGACCACCACCGGUUCGCAACCCUCAAGGGAAGGGAGGGGUCGUAGGGAGAAGUCCCGAGAUAUACUUGCCGCAUUGGAGGAAAGGCUGGCAAGGGUGGAAGCCGCUAUGUCCGAGCAUAGGGGGAAGUGUGAGGACAUGGACCUUCGCAUUUCUGAGCUCGAGUCCAAGGGGGACGUGGAUGAGCUAAGGGAUGAAAUGCAAGGAGCCUUAAAUGUGGCGGUGGACUUGGUGUCCAAGAGGGGGGACAAGUUGGAGGAAACCCUACGUCGUUUGCGUGAGAAGGUGGACCAGCUCGAUGUGGAGCUAGGCUUGUGCAAGACCGCGGUGGCGAGCGGUAGGGCCAUAUAUAUAUAUUUAUAUAUUAAUUUCUUUUUCUACCAUAAUAAAGACAAGAGCAUCUCUUUCUUCAUCGUCUUUAUUUCAUUUUCAAUGUAAUAAUCUUAAAAUAUUCAAUGUAUCAGUUUCUGGCUUGGUUUUAUGAGCUAUGAUUGCAAAAGGGCAUUCAAAACCCAUAAUUUUUUUUGCAUUUAUAUUUUGGUGAUGUCACAUGAAAAUGGAAUGCAGUGAAGUUAAUGCACAAGGUAGAUGACACGGACAACAAGCUUGGUCUGAUGAAUGGAUCAUAUGGAGGGAUUAGGGCCAGUAAUGUAGAUGUGUAUGCAGCAAGAAAAGAGAUAUACUUGGGCGACAAAUGCCAAGUAGAAGACAAUCCUAGGCCUUGGCAAUUUUGGAUGAUAAUGCUCAAAAGUGGAAACAUGGACACUUUAGCAGCUACAUGCCCAGAAAAUGGCAAGAAAGCUAUGCCUUCCCCACAAGACUCUAGAUUUCCAUGCUUUGGAAAAGGUUGCAUGAACAUGCCCUUCAUAUACCAUAACUAUACAAGUGUCCAAGGUGAUACCUUGAAAGGGAGUUUUUAUGGGACUUGGGAUUUGAAUUCUGAUGUCAGUCAAAAAACUUCUUAUUUCAAUGUCACUUGGGAAAAACAGAUUGGAAAAGGGAGUUGGGUCUUUCACCAUUUCUUGAAGACAUCAUUGAAUUAUCCAUGGUUGAUACUGUACCUGAGAUCAGAUGCCACCACUGGAUUCUCUGGUGGAUAUCAUUAUCCCACUAGAGGGAUGUCAAAAACAGUUCCAAAAUCACCCAAUUUCAAAGUGAGGUUCAGGCUAGAAGUAAAGCAAGGAGGAGGUAAAAACAGCCAAUUCUACCUGAUGGACAUUGGAGGAUGCUGGAAAAACAAUGGAAAGCCCUGCAAUGGAGAUGUGACCACAGACGUUACACGUUACAGUGAAAUGAUUAUAAACCCUGAAACAGAAGCAUGGUGCAAGCCUGAUGAUCUGAGAAUGUGUCCUCCUUAUCACACACUCCCUAAUGGAACCCAAAUCUAUCGUUCCGACAAGAACAAGUUUCCUUACGAUGCUUACCAUAUGUGGUGUGCUCCAGGGAACGCUGACCACCUGGAGGAGCCGUACAGCUUAUGUGAUGCUUAUAGCAAUCCUCAGGCUCAAGAGAUACUGCAGAUUCUUCCUCAUCCUGUGUGGGGCGAAUAUGGCUACCCUACGAAGAAGGGCGAGGGUUGGAUUGGAGAUCCAAGAAGUUGGGAACUCGACGUUGGGAGACUGUCUCAGUCGCUCUACUUGUACCAGGAUCCAGGCACUAAGCCUGUGGAGAGACAUUGGCCUUCAAUUGACUUGGGAACUGAAAUCUACAUUAGCAGUGAUCAAGUUGGAGAAUGGAUCGUUAGUGACUUCGACAUUAUUCUUCCAAGACAACCUAUUUAAUAAAUUUCAGAAUACAAUCUUUAUUUCCCAUUAUUAAAAACCAAAAACAAAAAAAAAAAGUGUAGAAUUUGUUUUUGGGUAAUUGAUUAGAUAUAAAAACAUUCUUUCCAACAAUACAUU